This is a messenger RNA of Oncorhynchus nerka (sockeye salmon), 4225 nucleotides long. RefSeq names its product protein FAM124A. The transcript is spliced from 4 exons. The coding region runs from base 167 to 1966 and encodes 599 amino acids. Lineage: Eukaryota; Metazoa; Chordata; Actinopteri; Salmoniformes; Salmonidae. The record is from RefSeq and is a predicted model, not a curated record.
CUGGAGCGAUCAGGAGAAUGUUCUGCAGGGCUGCGAGAGAGAGGUAGAGGUUCGCGUCUCUUCUUGCCUCUUCUGUUCCCUCUCUUCUUUUAACGUCGAAGAAGGUUGUUUAGAGCCGCGCUCCAACAAAGGUUUCUGAAAAAUUGAGAAAUAAUGCAAACUAAAUAUGUUGUUAUCCUUUGAGAUGGAGAAGAAUUUAACAGAAGAUGACUGCGUGGAUUCAGGAGCAGAGACUGGAGGGUCUGAUUACAGUCCCAUGUCUUCAGAGAGCAGUGAGUUAUCCAUGGUGGAGCUGCAGGAUCCCUUCCUUGUCAGUGUUCACCUCAUUACUGACCCGGGCCAGGCCAAGUCCCUGCAGCAUGCUGCCGACACUGUCCUGGCCUGGGUCCACCCUGAACUGCAGCUCUUCCGCGUCUCCGAGAGAGCCGCCUGGCAACAAAAACCCAAGCGCCAAUCAUGUCAUGCUUCGGCAUCUUUUUCAGCCAAUCACGGCCCUCCGCAGUGCCAGCCAGCGCUGGCCGUCAUCCUCUUCCUGCAGGAGCAGUACGGGGGUGAGGAUCAGAUCAUGACGUUACACCGUGCUCUCCAGCGCCCCCCCUGGCACUUCCACCACACCGAGAGGGUCAACAACGGCCGUAGGAUGCUCCCGCUUACUCCCUGCAGCCAAGACUUCUUCACCUUGGCCCCGGGGACUCCUCUGUGGGCGGUUCGCCAGGUUCACUACGGCAAAGAGAUUGUACGCUUCACAGUCUACUGCCGUUACGAGAGCUUCCGGGAUAUGGUGCGCAUGUACCGGAUGAUCCUCCAGAGGAAGCUGGCCCAGAGGAAAGAAGACUUUUGUUUUUUCGUGGUGUACUCCAACCCGGAUACCGAGAUCCAGCUGUCAUUCAAGCGGUUGCCGAGGGGCCAGAGCCCCGCUCCUACGGAGUCGGCGGUGAUAGAGAUGAGGGUGAGGGACGUUGGGGCGUUGGUGCCCCUCCUGCCGUACCCCUGUACCCCCAUCAGUGAGGUACGCUGGCAGACUGAAGACUACGACGGGAAUAAGAUACUGCUGCAGGUCCUGUGUGCACGCUACAAACGUAGACAUACUAUCGACCAGCCAGGAGACUCUGCCUCCUCGCCGCUGCCCACUGACCCAGCCAUGACUCUGCCCUCAGCGGGCACAUAUGGCCGGGGACCUGCCUCCUACAGGAACCGGCGCUACCACCGUACCUCGUCCCGCUCCCGGACCCAAACCCUGCCCCUGCCACAGACCCAGAACCAGACCCAAUGCAGGUCCAGCCAGGCCUCACAAACCUCCCUUUCCUUGGCCUGUGAAGAGGAGGAAAUGGAGAUGGGGGCUCGCUCUAAAUCCUGGAGGACCGGUCGAACCCGCUCUCUGUUCUCCCUGCCCAGCCUGGCAGGGUUCACCGGCUCUCGCUCCCGCUCUGCCGGGUCCUCCCCCGGUACCUCACCCAGCCCUACCAACCACAGAAGCCACUCCCACUCCCUUAGCUCCUCCCUGGUCCCGCCCUUCCGUCUCAACGUGGAUGCUCUGAUUGGUGCGGAGGAGACGGAUGUGGACACAGGGAUUAAAGUGGAUGCAGGCAGCAUUGUUGACCUGUCUGUAGUGUCUGCAUACUCUAGGAGUCGCAGACCCACGCCACCACGCCCUCUCUCUGCACCUCCGCGGGACCCAACCUCCUCCCCAUCCCACGCCAACGUCAAGCCCAAGGCGUCAACGCUAGGCCGCCCUCCUGUUCCCAUGAGAACCAGCAGCCUGGCCUCCUCCAAUAGCAUACCUUCCACCCUGCAGCGGCCACGCCCCAACAGCGCUUUCUUGCCCCUGAGUGGCCAGCCUUCCCUGAGGGAUCCCAUCACGCGCAGCCAAUUGGACAGCUCUAACAGCAUUAUUGGGGUGGUGUCUCAGAACAGGUCUGGCAAGGAGGUCGGGGUGGAGGACGACGACCAGGAGUUCUAUAUCUGACCAGUUAGUGGCGCUAGAGAGACACUCCAGCCAGCAGGAAGGGACAGGGACACUGAGUGACAACACAGCUCUUUUCUGCUCUGCCACCUGGGGGCUGGUUUAAGUCAGUGCAGAGGACAGUACAGUGGCUGUAGAUAGACGCUUCAUUCAACUUCUUCAUGAAAUCUUUCUCACUUUGUGUUUCUACAUAGUUUCUAACUAGAUGUUUGUGCUACUUGUUAUUUAAUCAAGUUGUGGUAUAAAUGUGUAGCGCUUACUGAGAUGGCUUAAAAACGCAUUGCAGACUACUCAUAUUUAAAACAGAGAUGAAACCAGACCUAUUGGACAUAAAUUAGAUUUAAAACAGAGAUGGUAUGAAACUAUUGGACAUAAAUUAGAUUUAAAACAGAGAUGUUAUGACACCAGACCUAUUGGACAUAAAUUAGAUUUAAAACAGAGAUGGUAUGAAACUAUUGGACAUAAAUUAGAUUUAAAACAGAGAUGGUAUGAAACCAGACCGAUUGGACAUAAAUUAGAUUUAAAACAGAGAUGUUAUGAAACUAUUGGACAUAAAUUAGAUUUAAAACAGAGAUGUUAUGAAACUAUUGGACAUAAAUUAGAUUUAAAACAGAGAUGUUAUGAAACUAUUGGACAUAGUUCUAACAGGACACGGCAGCUAUACGACAGUGGAGUUUCUGGCUCUAUCUCAAUUCAACUAUCCUUGAUUCCUCUCUCCUCACCUCCUUCUCAACGGUAUUGGAAGAGAAGGGCCAAGGUUCUUCUCCAAUCCGUUUAGCGAAAAGAAACUUGAGGAGAGAGGAUGUGAGGAAUCGAGGAAACCACCAAAUGAGAAAAGUACCCCUGAUUCUGACACUUUUGGUGCAGUGGGUCCCUCUGGUGGUGAUAUUGUAAUUGACGGCUAAACAGAAUCUAGUUUAAAGUAGUAGUAGUCGGUAAUAUGGAAUGCUUUUGAUUUUAACUGAUUAUUUCUAUGUUCACCAAACUUUUUAAUAUUGAUUAAAACAUCAGAUUAUGUAUGAAUUAAUAAAAAUAAAUACAAAAAUGAAUGAUUUUAUGUGAACAGGGUCCCUUUAAGGUGAUAUAACAGUGAGGCUGUGUGAACAACACACAAUACAGCCUGUACUGUAUUAAGGUAAGGGAUGGUUUUAACACGCACUCAGUAUGACUUAAAGACAAAGGCUUGUUUUAGCUAAAAUUACACUGCAACAUGUUGGCUCUCAGUGUUGGCUGGUCCCUGUGAGGACUUUACCAGGUGUGACUCUCCUUAAGCGGCCGAUGAGCCUGAACAGAGGAAAUCCCACAUUGCCUUUCUUCAUAUGGACAUCAUGGCGAGGUCUCCGUGAGCUCUGCAGAGGUGAUGUCAUCGCUGGCCAAUCAGAAAAGACAGUUGUGUAAUCCAUUGUUCCACGGUUCAGGUUAUCCAUAGUGUCUCAGGUUUUGUUGUGUGUUUCUCUGUGUCUCUGUUUGUCUGUGUGUGUUUGUUUCUUUCUGUGUGUGUGUUAUUUAAUUUUUUAAAUUGUGUGUUUGUAUCUGUGUGUGUGUGUCAAAUCAAAUCACAUACACAUGGUUAGCAGAUGUUAUUGCGAGUGUAGCGAAAUGCUUGUGCUUCAAGAUCCGACAGUGCAGCACUAUCGAACAGGUAAUAUCUAACAACUCCACAACAAAACCUAAUUUCUAACCAAUUCCACAACAAAACCUAAUUUCUAACCAAUUCCACAACAAAACCUCAUUUCUAACCAAUUCCACAACAAAACCUCAUUUCUAACCAAUUCCACAACAAAACCUCAUUUCUAACCAAUUCCACAACAAAACCUAAUUUCUAACCAAUUCCACAACAAAACCUAAUUUCUAACCAAUUCCACAACAAAACCUAAUAUCUAACAACUCCACAACAAAACCUAAUUUCUAACCAAUUCCACAACAAAACCUAAUAUCUAACAACUCCACAACAAAACCUCAUUUCUAACCAAUUCCACAACAAAACCUAAUUUCUAACCAAUUCCACAACAAAACCUAAUACACACAAUCUAGUAAAUGAGAUGGGAUGAGACUAUAGAAGUAUAAAUAUAUGGAUAAGCAGUGACAGAACAGCUAAGAUGCAAUAGAUAGUAAAGAAUAGAUAUUGAAGGAUACAGUGUACAGUAUAUACAUGUAAUAUGAGACAUGUAAUAUGAGACAUGUAAUAUGAGACAUGUAAUAUGAGACAUGUAAUAUGAGACAUGUAAACAUUAUUAAAGUGACAUUAUUACAUAACAUAAA